Molecule: messenger RNA, 573 nt
Organism: Suillus subalutaceus
Lineage: Eukaryota; Fungi; Basidiomycota; Agaricomycetes; Boletales; Suillaceae
Exons: 2
Coding region: 1-573 (190 amino acids)
Source: RefSeq, a predicted model, not a curated record
AUGCUGUUGAACAUUAUGAUGUUUGCCAAAGACCUCUAUACCGAACCAUAUCACCCUGUUGAGCGCCACAUGAAGCGGGACUUUAGGGGCUUCGCGAGUCAUUACACACGCACUCAGCGCCCUCCCAUGUAUUACUUCAUUGACUUUGGCUUAUCGCGCCAGUACGAUGCCAGUGAAAAAACCCCACUCGAGUAUCCAAUAUUCGGAGGUGAUAAGACGGUGCCAGAAUUUCAGGGCAAUACGGAUGUUCUUUUGAACCCAUUUCCUACCCAUAUAUACCGUCUCGGUGGCGUCGUCAGAGAGUUUAUCGAUAAAAAUACAGGGUUUGAGUCUCUGAAACCUCUGGUAGACGCCAUGAUUCAGAAUGAUCCCAGCGCAAGACCUACGAUGGAUAUGGUAGUUAAGCAUUUUGACUUAGUUCGACAGCAGCUCAGCACAUGGAAACUCCGCUCUCGUGUCCCUGCGAGAGAUGAAAGUCUAUUCGAAACACUGUACCUCGGUGCUACCCAUUGGAGGCGGCGGAUAGGUUUUAUUGUCAAGCGUACACCUGCCAUACCUCGCCUUCAGGCAUAA